GAUUCGUCUAUUGUACCGUCCUCGAUGGAAUCUCUCGAUGGGCAUCUUUGAAACUUUGGAUGCCAUCUCCUGGAAUCUUGCCUCCAUCGGAGGCCUUACACUUGAUGAAUUCCAAACCCUGCCAUAUAAACCGCCACCAGACGUCCCCGAUGCCUCGUACACGAUUCUCCAUUUUUCUACGGCAGAGAAGCCUGCUGUGGACGAAGAACAGAUAUCAGUAAAUGCGAAUCGGACCCUACACGAUACAUGCCAGAAAGUCUUUGGGAACACGGGGGUGCUCAAGUUUGAAUAUCUCAAGGAGGAAACGAAUGCAAAUAAGCAGUGUAUCCUCACGAUAACACGGCCGAAUGGUUCGAUGAGAAGCUACCAGUCGGAUGCCACUUUUACCCGAAAAACGGAAGCAAAGGCGCAGGUGUGCCAGAGGGCAAUCGAGCAUGAUGCACUUCAAUUUAUCGCUGAAGGAGAGUCGAAGCUCUCUAAACAUCUCGCUUUGUUGGAGAAUGAGGACAAGGUCGAUAAUAUGGUCCCUGAAAAGGACCCGGGAGUCAAAGCGGUAGAGGAUUGGUGCGAGGAGAGUAAUCUUUUGGUCAAGUGGUAUGAUGUUACUGCCAAGGACGGAGAGCGUCACGGUGCUGCUCUCCGGAUCCUUGCGACUUUGCAUUCAUUCCGUGUAUACUCCACCGCCGCACUGUAUAAGGGCUUCACCGAAGCUAAGGCUGCGUGCGCACUAGUGGCCAUUGCAGAAGGUGCUUUGAAAUUCACUGGGGGCGCUUCGUUCCCAGCACCACCUCCUGUUGGACAGGUGUCCCUUCAAGAAUUCUAUAAUUUGCUUCCUCGCCCUCUUCCCGAGCCUUCACUGGCAAAGCAAAACGUGUCAGAAGUUCAAGCCGUUGGUUGGCUCAAUCAGACCAUCCAGUCGACACGUGGUAGUCAGUUACAAGCUGAAUACUUGCCGUUCACGGAGAAUAGUCUGUCAGGUUGUCUCCUCCGAAUCGACCGUCCGGAUCCUAAACAAUGCAAAUCAUAUAUCGUGGACGCACGUUUUCAAAAACGAGGCGAAUCCAAGACUGCCGUAGCCCUUAUAGCUGUGUCUCAGGGUGUGGGGGUUUGGUUAAAGGAGGUAACGAAAGAGAUCAACAAGAUUACGCCAGAGAUGAAGAGAAUCAAAGACAGCUUUCUGCCGAAAUUGACCAAGGAGUGUCAGGCCUCAAACGACGAGCAGCCCACCUUUGAGUACAAGAAUCAACGGGAUGCAUGGUCGUGCACAAUGACAGUCAACUUGUCUCCGACCAAAGGCCAGCGGGAUCUUCGAGAGUUUUCGGUGCCCACGCGUUAUCGCAAUCAGUCUGACGCCAAGAUUGCGGCGUGCUGUAAAGCGGCCAACGAAAAUCUUAUCGACCUCCUGCGUUUCCGAAGAGAGCCUUCACUUCCCCAGUACUUGGAAGCGAAGAAACGGAAACGGGAGGAUGGUGAAGUCGAACCCUUCAGCAAGCGGCACAAGAAGGGCCAGUCCCAGACAGAGCCAUCGAACAACAUGGGGAAACCGAAAGUGUGGGAGGCCCAUCUUCCAGCGCGCCCUCAUGGUCAUCUUCCGUAUCCUCCUCGGUAUACAGCUCCGUCGCCGUCCUUGCAUCGACCUCAAUUUACUCCAUAUAUGCCACUUCAGCGUCCAUAUCGGGGCCCUCCACCUAACCGCCGACCCUAGUUUGAACACUCUUUCCAGGGAGAAUUGCGCCUUGUGACCAAGGAUUCUGAAUGCAGUGAACUCGGGUGGAUCAUCUGUCACCUGGUUAGAAUUAACCAUGCUCGGACGCUGCAACUAUUCAUUGUCAAUGAAUUUGUUUCGGGUCCGAGGCAUACCUAUCUGAAUGAUGAGCUUAUGUAUAAAUCUGAGAAUAUGGAAAUGAACGUGAAC
Molecule: messenger RNA, 1915 nt
Organism: Guyanagaster necrorhizus
Lineage: Eukaryota; Fungi; Basidiomycota; Agaricomycetes; Agaricales; Physalacriaceae
Exons: 5
Coding region: 38-1705 (555 amino acids)
Source: RefSeq, a predicted model, not a curated record